ACCAAACAGAACGCAAACGAAACGAUCAAGGAAACUUCUCCCAGCCUUCCUCUGAAAGUGGUAGCGAAAUGCCCCAAUUCCCAAAUCAAAAAUCAAAUUAUCCAUUUUCCACCAACAUCCAUUCAAUUUAUGGUAUCUGCUGGAACCCAUUAAACUUAAACUUCUAAUUCCCAAUUUUCAUCUUCCUCCUCUGUUUCUUCGAUCAUGGAAUUUCAUCACAGUGAGCUAUCGCCUCCCGCACAUUGCAUUUAUGCUGGUUGUAAUGAAUCCCUUCACGAAGAUGAAUAUCCUCCUCCUCCUCCUCCUCCUUUUCCUUUCCCUCCUAAAGAAGCUCCACCACCUGUUGAUGAAGGCUCAUCACAUGUCUCUCCUCUUCCUAGUGCUCUUCCUGGAAAAGGCAACCAUCUUUCACCUGUUGUGGUCGUCAUGUUGUGUUUUCUUGGUGCUGCUUUUCUCCUUGUUAGCUACUACACUUUUGCGAAGAGAUACAACUCAAACCCGAGCAAUUCUCGGAGGAGAAACCGGCCAAGGACUGAUGAUGAUCAAGAGGAUUUUGUCAAUGAGAAUCAUGGUCCUGUUCUUGACCACCACAUAUGGUAUAUCCAAACAGUUGGUCUACAACAAUCCGUUAUUGAUUCUAUUGCGGUGUUAAAGUACAAAAGGGGUGAAGGUUUGAUUGAGGGAACCGACUGUGCUGUUUGCUUGAGCGAAUUCCAGGAAGAUGAGAGUCUCAGGCUUUUGCCCAAGUGUAGCCAUUCCUUUCACAUUCCUUGUAUUGAUACAUGGUUAAGGUCGCACAAGAAUUGCCCGGUUUGUCGUGCUCCAAUAGUCUCCGAUGCCAAUACUGCUCCUGUCAAUGCGUCGGAGACAAGUGUCAACCGUCCCGGGUUGGGGGCAGAGACCCUGGUGGAGAAUUUAGAUAGUUAUGACGGGUUGGGAAGCGAUCGGGUGGUGGGAGGAGAUGGGAGCGGUGAAAUGGGACAUGGAACUGAUCGCUUUGAUGGAUUGACCAGUGAAGAAGGAACUAAUGCCGAUUUUGUGGCAAAAAAUCCACAUUGUUUCAGCAUAAAGAAUUGUGAGUUUCGGGUACUAAGCGACUUGGCUGACCAUCGCGUGGAAGUGGAACAAGAAUUGCAAGCUGUGAGAAGAUCAGUUUCAAUGGAUGCCUCCUCUGCUUCAAGGAUUCAUCUUGCUGUGGCUAACAUUCCGCGGGUGGAAACUGAAGUGGGCUCGAGUAAUCAAUUAGUACAAAUGAAGAGAUUGGAGUUGGGGAAGGAUGAUAAAAGGGUGAAUAGAAGCUUAAGCAUAGCUAGACUGAUGAAGAGUCCUUCAGGGGGAUGUUUGCAAAUGGGGCCUAUUGUGAUGAAGAGGUCAUUUUCUUCCAGGGGAAAGUUCUCUUUGCCAAGGAUAUACAGCAGAAGCCAGGACUCUGUUUUACCAUUGUGAACAUCAACCAUACCCCAAUAACUUUGCCAGGUUUUAAUUCGGACUGCUUAAGAGAUAUUAGUAAGGUUUAUGGUGGAAAUUUGGUAGCCAAGCACUGCUGAAUCUCAGGUUAAAAAAUUUGUGAAAGUGAACAGAGAGCGUAGGUUUUCAUUCAGACUGUUCAAGGCCAAAUGAGGAUGAUUAUCAAAGAGCUUAUUGGUGUAAUAUGGCUCUCAAACUUGCAAUACCUAUUUCUCGAUAACACAAUCAACAUGCAGAAGUGAGCGAGUGCAGACCUUCCUCGUUGCUUCCCACGCAGGGAACUGGCAAUUUGGAUUUCCUUAUAAGAUGUUAAAGUUAGGAUGUCAUUGAAGGUUUCUUUGGAUGUAUUUCCAUCACAUAAAUUUACUGGAUGCAUUGUAUUUUCUCAUUCAGUUGAUAAUAUUUUCCACAAAAAUAGAUUAAUGUGGGUUGCUA
Diospyros lotus (date-plum) is the source of this 1902-nucleotide messenger RNA. Its product is annotated as RING-H2 finger protein ATL52-like. The transcript has 2 exons. The coding region runs from base 205 to 1446 and encodes 413 amino acids. Lineage: Eukaryota; Viridiplantae; Streptophyta; Magnoliopsida; Ericales; Ebenaceae. The record is from RefSeq and is a predicted model, not a curated record. Gene Ontology annotation, molecular function: transferase activity. Gene Ontology annotation, biological process: protein ubiquitination.